Molecule: messenger RNA, 2458 nt
Organism: Larimichthys crocea (large yellow croaker)
Lineage: Eukaryota; Metazoa; Chordata; Actinopteri; Sciaenidae
Gene: slc35b3
Product: solute carrier family 35 member B3
Exons: 10
Coding region: 382-1506 (374 amino acids)
Biological process (GO): transmembrane transport; 3'-phosphoadenosine 5'-phosphosulfate transport
Cellular component (GO): Golgi membrane; endoplasmic reticulum membrane
Molecular function (GO): 3'-phosphoadenosine 5'-phosphosulfate transmembrane transporter activity
Source: RefSeq, a predicted model, not a curated record
CGGACCGGAAGUUGUUGGCCGCUUCUGCCACUGCAGCAAGUGCAGGCGAGCUUUCUUCAGCUAGGCUAACACUUUCCCCUCUCUCUCCCCACGACGUGUUUUUGUUUUGGCUCUUUUCUCACCGUCACGGAGAAACGUGAACACGUCCCGACAUGCGUGAAAGAUGAAGCGUGCAGCGGGAAUGAUUCACUUCACCGGACAAGCUAACGCGAAGCAAACCCGGAAGUGUUGUUGAAGGUAACGAGGUUGCUGCUGUAGCAUCGUUAGCCUGAGAGAUUAAAGCGAUGAAACGAGUCGCUGGUGCUGAUAAUCUCAUAGGAUGGACGGUGUUUUAUCAGGAUUACUGCUGGUCUUCAGCUCCCAGCGGCCACAGAAGACACGAUGAGUGCCAAAUAUGGGCUGGUGGGCUACAACAGUUCACGGAAGCACAUUUCAAUCUCCAUCCCGUCGUCCACGGAGGUGAUGUCACCGCACAUCAAGUCCGUGGAGGAGCUGAGAGUCCUGGGAAUCAACCUGAGCAGCUUCAGUUCCCCCACACAGUUCUUCAUCUGCGUGGCCGGAGUCUUUGUCUUUUACCUCAUCUAUGGAUAUUUGCAGGAGUUGAUAUUUUCUGUGGAAGGAUUUAAGCCUUUUGGUUGGUACCUCACUCUGGUCCAGUUUGGCUUCUACUCCAUGUUUGGACUAGUGGAGCUUCAGCUCACACAGGACAAACGCAGACGGAUACCAGGGAAGACCUAUAUGAUCAUAGCAUUUCUAACAGUGGGCACAAUGGGGCUGUCUAAUACCUCUCUGGGCUACUUGAACUACCCGACACAGGUCAUCUUCAAGUGCUGUAAACUCAUCCCAGUUAUGAUUGGAGGAGUUUUUAUACAAGGUAAACGCUAUAAUCUGGCUGAUGUGUCUGCUGCUCUCUGCAUGAGUCUGGGACUCAUCUGGUUCACACUAGCUGACAGCAAAGUGGCACCCAACUUCAAUGUAACAGGUGUUCUCCUCAUCUCCCUGGCACUGUGUGCAGACGCCGCUAUUGGAAACGUGCAGGAGAAAGCCAUGAAACUCCAUAACGGUUCAAACUCUGAAAUGGUGUUGUACUCGUACUCCAUUGGUUUUGUCUACAUACUGACAGGCCUGCUCUGUGUGGGUGGACUCGGUCCAGCAGUGGCAUUCUGCUCAGAGCAUCCUGUGAAGACGUACGGUUAUGCAUUCUUCUUCUCUCUAACGGGUUAUUUUGGCAUCUCCUUCGUGCUGGCCUUGAUCAAGCUCUUUGGUGCCCUGGUUGCAGUGACAGUUACCACCGGGAGAAAGGCCAUGACUAUCAUACUUUCCUUCAUGUUCUUUGCGAAACCUUUCACUUUCCAGUACAUCUGGGGCGGCCUUCUGGUGCUCUUCGGCAUCUUCUUGAAUGUUUACAGUAAAAACAGAGACAAAAUGAAGCUUCCCUCUUUUAAGGAUCUCAGGAGCUUGCUACUGGCAGGAAAGAAAGUUCGAUUUCUCUCACAAAACGUAUAGAAGGGCACCUACAGGCAUAGCGGAAGUCCUGCGCUGGCGGACCGUACUUCUGCUCUGAUGUAGAGUUGGCCCACCUGCCUCAGGGGAUAUGCUGAAGCACGUUCCCGCGGACCUACUCAGAGACUCAUCGCCACCAACACUGAGCCAAGGAUGGGUAUACAAGGUCAGACCACCAGUCGGCCUCAAAAACAGCUGAUACGCGAUUAAACUAAGAUUGGUGAUCUGUCUACCAGUACGCCAUUGGUGUAGAACUGACUGAAAUUACUCAAACUCUCUGCAGCCAACUGAAGGAACUGUUUUUUUGUUUUUAAUAAGAGGAUCAAUGCUAAUGGGCUCUUUUUAAAGCAGUGCUUCAGAGCCUCACAGGAACAUUCCCGACACGGAAGACAACACUGAGGACUUUUGAGACUUAAGGGAAGCCAGCGCCUUAGCUAACCAAAUCGCACAGUUUUGCACUGGAAAUUACUUGUACACUUCAAACCUUGAGUGGUUGGAAAAAAAAUACGGAAAUGUUGGAAGAAAAGAGCGACAUGUUAUACACUGUCAUAUCUGAACGUGAACAUGAAUGUUUUGCCCCCCCCGCCACACACACACACACACACACACACACAUACACAUAUACACACACUACAAUAACAUAAUCUUCAUUAAAAAGGCAUAUUUGCCUCCGCAUGUGCCAGGAACAAAAACUUUGUUACAUAAUCAUUGUCUGAUAAAAGUGGCUUUUUUUUUUUUUUCAUAGUUUAUUGGUAAUUUAUAUCGGACCGUGCCCUGUUUCAUUAAAAAAUGUGGGUACAAUGUGAUCAUGUGGUGACAUUUUGGGAAAAUACGGAGACACUUGCUCCUGUGUACAUCAAUAUAUCAAAAAAUGUCAACUGCCAUAAUUUGCUAACCAAGUGUUUUGGUGAAAGGGUACCACUCUUUUUACAUUAAAACAACUGAGACAAUUCUC